AUGGCUGGGCUAGAACCGCUACCUGCACCUCGAUUCGUCCAACCGUUAUUAUCGUCCGUGGCACGCACGCUCCUAGGAUAUGGCACGCUCAAUUUCAUCACCCGCACCCAGGAGUUCAAGCUCUUCGUGCAGCGUUACUACUGUACACUAGGGUCCGCGAGAGGCAGAGGCGAGUCCGUCCAAGACAAAUCUUCGUCAAAACAACACACUAGGACAUUCCAGCCAAUCCCCCACCCCGGGAAAGUCCUAGAAAAAGCAUGGCACGGGAAGACGGCGAGAAUCGAGAUGGAUGGAGACUCGACACGAAGAGUGCGAGGCAGGGAUCGUGGUCAAUCUCCAACCCGCCACAUCCACUAUUGUCCCCCUCGCGAACGCACGCGAUUGCCACACCCGGGAGACAGAAAAAUGGAGAUACUCCCAGCUGUCGCUGUCCAACGCCAGUGCACUGCAAACUCUCGAGACUUCAUCCCCCCCCCCCUUUUUUCCGUCUGUUCCGCUCCGCGACGGCCUCCUCACGGGCAGUGGAAGGGACAAUGCUUUGCCCUUCCGGUCUCCUGGAAGUCCAGCCCGCGUGCCGGCCAUGAAUCAGAUGGAGCAAAAAUCAUCGUCAUCCGGCAUCAUCUCGAUCCCGUUUCCCCACAAUUCCGCCGUUGUGUGUACAAAUCGUCAACAUCUGAUCCGGCUUACAAGGUGCGUAAACAUGAGGCAGGCAGCAGGAGCAGCAGGGGAAACAAGUGGAAUUAG
Colletotrichum orchidophilum is the source of this 744-nucleotide messenger RNA. RefSeq lists its product as uncharacterized. The coding region runs from base 1 to 744 and encodes 247 amino acids. The transcript has a single exon. NCBI's taxonomy places the organism in Eukaryota, Fungi, Ascomycota, Sordariomycetes, Glomerellales, Glomerellaceae. The record is from RefSeq and is a predicted model, not a curated record.